AUGUCUCGUGACUGUGACCCAGGAGACAUGUCUAGUGACUGUGACCCAGGAGACAAGUCUAGUGACUGUGACCCAGGAGACAAGUCUAGUGACUGUGACCCAGGAGACAUGUCUAGUGACUGUGACCCAGGAGACAUGUCUAGUGACUGUGACCCAGGAGACAAGUCUAGUGACUGUGACCCAGGAGACAUGUCUAGUGACUGUGACCCAGGAGACAUGUCUCGUGACUGUGACCCAGGAGACAUGUCUAGUGACUGUACCCAGGAGACAAGAGACAAGUCUAGUGACUGUGACCCAGGAGACAUGUCUAGUGACUGUGACCCAGGAGACAUGUCUCGUGACUGUGACCCAGGAGACAUGUCUAGUGACUGUCAACCAGGAGACAUGUCUAGUGACUGUCAACCAGGAGACAUGUCUAGUGACUGUGAACCAGGAGACAUGUCUAGUGACUGUCAACCAGGAGACAUGUCUCGUGACUGUGACCCAGGAGACAUGUCUAGUGACUGUGACCCAGGAGACAAGUCUAGUGACUGUGACCCAGGAGACAUGUCUAGUGACUGUGACCCAGGAGACAUGUCUAGUGACUGUCAACCAGGAGACAUGUCUAGUGACUGUGAACCAGGAGACAUGUCUAGUGACUGUGAACCAGGAGACAUGUCUCGUGACUGUGACCCAGGAGACAUGUCUAGUGACUGUGACCCAGGAGACAUGUCUAGUGACUGUGACCCAGGAGACAUGUCUAGUGACUGUGACCCAGGAGACAAGUCUAGUGACUGUGACCCAGGAGACAUGUCUAGUGACUGUGACCCAGGAGACAUGUCUCGUGACUGUGACCCAGGAGACAUGUCUAGUGACUGUCAACCAGGAGACAUGUCUAGUGACUGUCAACCAGGAGACAUGUCUAGUGACUGUGAACCAGGAGACAUGUCUAGUGACUGUCAACCAGGAGACAUGUCUCGUGACUGUGACCCAGGAGACAUGUCUAGUGACUGUGACCCAGGAGACAAGUCUAGUGACUGUGACCCAGGAGACAUGUCUAGUGACUGUGACCCAGGAGACAUGUCUAGUGACUGUCAACCAGGAGACAUGUCUAGUGACUGUGAACCAGGAGACAUGUCUAGUGACUGUGAACCAGGAGACAUGUCUCGUGACUGUGACCCAGGAGACAUGUCUAGUGACUGUGACCCAGGAGACAAGUCUAGUGACUGUGACCCAGGAGACAUGUCUAGUGACUGUGACCCAGGAGACAUGUCUAGUGACUGUGACCCAGGAGACAUGUCUAGUGACUGUGACCCAGGAGACAUGUCUCGUGACUGUGACCCAGGAGACAUGUCUAGUGACUGUGACCCAGGAGACAAGUCUAGUGACUGUGACCCAGGAGACAUGUCUCGUGACUGUGACCCAGGAGACAUGUCUAGUGACUGUGACCCAGGAGACAUGUCUAGUGACUGUGACCCAGGAGACAUGUCUAGUGACUGUGACCCAGGAGACAUGUCUAGUGACUGUGACCCAGGAGACAUGUCUAGUGACUGUGACCCAGGAGACAUGUCUAGUGACUGUCAACCAGGAGACAUGUCUAGUGACUGUCAACCAGGAGACAUGUCUAGUGACUGUGACCCAGGAGACAUGUCUAGUGACUGUCAACCAGGAGACAUGUCUAGUGACUGUGACCCAGGAGACAUGUCUAGUGACUGUGACCCAGGAGACAUGUCUAGUGACUGUGACCCAGGAGACAUGUCUAGUGACUGUGACCUAGGAGACAUGUCUAGUGACUGUGACCCAGGAGACAUGUCUAGUGACUGUCAACCAGGAGACAUGUCUAGUGACUGUCAACCAGGAGACAUGUCUAGUGACUGUGACCCAGGAGACAUGUCUAGUGACUGUGACCCAGGAGACAUGUCUAGUGACUGUGACCCAGGAGACAUUGACAUAAUAUAA
Oncorhynchus gorbuscha (pink salmon) is the source of this 1938-nucleotide messenger RNA. Its product is annotated as cysteine-rich, acidic integral membrane protein-like. The transcript is spliced from 2 exons. NCBI's taxonomy places the organism in Eukaryota, Metazoa, Chordata, Actinopteri, Salmoniformes, Salmonidae. The record is from RefSeq and is a predicted model, not a curated record. Bases 1 to 1938 code for a protein of 645 amino acids.